Balaenoptera acutorostrata (minke whale) is the source of this 1913-nucleotide messenger RNA. RefSeq names its product matrin-3-like. Gene Ontology annotation, molecular function: zinc ion binding; RNA binding. The record is from RefSeq and is a predicted model, not a curated record. Gene Ontology annotation, cellular component: nucleus. NCBI's taxonomy places the organism in Eukaryota, Metazoa, Chordata, Mammalia, Artiodactyla, Balaenopteridae.
CCGCUCGCUUGGAGAGAGGUACCUCUCCUCUUCCCUCUCCCUCUCCUUAAGGAGUGGGGUCAACAUAUCAAUGGAGCAAGUCACAGUCGUCGAUGCCAGCUUCUUCUUGAAAUCUUCCCAGAACGGAAUCCUGACAAUGAUACAGGACACACAAUGGGUGAUCCAUUCAUGUUGCAGCAAUCUACAAACCCAGCACCAGGAAUUCUGGGACCUCCGCCUCCCUCAUUUCAUCUUGGGGGACCAGCAGUUGGACCAAGAGGAAAUCUGGGUGCUGGAAAUGGAAACCUGCAAGGACCAAGACACAUGCAAAAGGGCAGAGUGAUAACUAGCCGAGUUGUUCACAUCAUGGAUUUCCAGCGAGGGAAAAACUUGAGAUAUCAACUAUUACAGCUGGUGGAACCAUUUGGAGUUAUUUCAAAUCAUCUGAUUCUAAAUAAAAUUAAUGAGGCAUUUAUUGAAAUGGCAACCACAGAAGAUGCUCAGGCUGCAGUGGAUUAUUAUACAACCACACCAGCAUUAGUAUUUGGCAAGCCAGUGAGAGUUCAUUUAUCCCAGAAGUAUAAAAGAAUAAAGAAACCUGAAGGGAAGCCAGACCAGAAGUUUGAUCAAAAACAAGAGUUUGGACGUGUGAUACAUCUCAGCAAUUUACCUCAUUCUGGCUAUUCUGACAGUGCUGUCCUCAAGCUUGCUGAGCCUUAUGGGAAAAUUAAGAAUUAUAUACUGAUGAGGAUGAAAAGUCAGGCCUUUAUUGAGAUGGAGACCAGAGAAGAUGCAAUGGCAAUGGUUGACCACUGUUUGAAAAAGGCCCUUUGGUUUCAAGGGAGAUGUAUAAAAGUUGACCUGUCUGAAAAAUACAAAAAAUUGGUACUCAGGAUUCCCAACAGAGGCAUUGACUUACUGAAAAAAGAUAAGUCCCGGAAAAGAUCUUACUCUCCAGAUGGCAAAGAAUCUCCAAGUGAUAAGAAAUCCAAAACUGAUGGUUCCCAAAAGACUGAAAGUACAACCGAAGGUAAAGAACAAGAAGAGAAAUCAGGAGAAGAUGGUGAAAAAGAUACAAAGGAUGACCAGGCAGAACAAGAACCUAACAUGCUUCUUGAAUCUGAAGAUGAGCUACUUGUAGAUGAAGAAGAAGAAGCAGCAGCACUGCUAGAAAGUGGCAGUUCAGUGGGAGAUGAGACAGAUCUUGCUAAUUUAGGGGAUGUGGCAUCUGAUGGGAAAAAGGAACCUUCAGACAAAAUUGUGAAAAAAGAUGCAAAUGCGAGUGCUUCAGCAACUGCGAACAAAAAGCUUAAAAAGCGUCGUUUCCCAGGGAGUAUGGAAGGUUUUGUCACUCUAGAUGAGGUUGGUGAUGAGGAAGAUUCGGAACUUCAGAAACUUCGUAAAUCGGGCAUGGCAUUUAAAUCUGGUGACAAAAAUGAUGAUGGUUUGGUUGAAAUUAAGGUGGACAAGAUCGAGGAACUUGACCAAGAAAAUGAAGCAGCGUUGGAAAAUGGAAUUAAAAAUGAGGAAAAUACAGAACCAGGUGCUAAAUCUGCUGAGAAUGCUGAUGAUCCCAACAAAGAUACUGAAAACGCAGAUGGCCAAAGUGAUGAAAACAAGGAGGACUAUACAAUCCCAGAUGAGUAUGGAAUUGGACCAUAUCAGCCCAAUGUUCCUGUUGGUAUAGACUAUGUGAUACCUAAAACAGGGUUUUACUGUAAGCUGUGUUCACUCUUUUAUACAAAUGAAGAAGUUACAAAGAAUACUCAUUGCAGCAGUCUUCCUCAUUAUCAGAAAUUAAAGAAAUUUCUGAAUAAAUUGGCAGAAGAACGCAGGCAGAAGAAGGAAGCUUAAGAUGUGCAAGAAGCUUAAUGAUUUCAAAGAAAAUAAUGGUUCUUUGUUUUUAAAUGUUAACCUUUUUUUUAAAUACAAUA